Molecule: messenger RNA, 2335 nt
Organism: Tachyglossus aculeatus (Australian echidna)
Lineage: Eukaryota; Metazoa; Chordata; Mammalia; Monotremata; Tachyglossidae
Gene: CCN2
Product: cellular communication network factor 2
Exons: 5
Coding region: 223-1257 (344 amino acids)
Biological process (GO): signal transduction; cell adhesion
Cellular component (GO): extracellular matrix; extracellular region
Molecular function (GO): heparin binding; integrin binding
Source: RefSeq, a predicted model, not a curated record
GACAGCGGCCUGCCCCGGCUCCUCUCCUCCACUCGGUCCUACUGAUUGAGGAGCGCUUACUGGGUGCAGAGCACUGGGCGAAGCGCUACGCAGCUCCAGCCUCGCCUCCUCCAUCCACCUGCCAGCCCAGGAGCCCUCUUCCCACCGCCCGAGCCCUCCUCCUCCUCCUCGCCAACGACCACCCGUCGAGGAGAGCCGGUCCUGCGCAUCCCACCCGUCGGCAUGGGGUGCCACACUUUGGCCUUAGCGCUCCUGCUCGCCUUCUGCAGCCCGGCGGUGUCCGGCCAGGACUGCGGUGGGCAGUGCCAAUGCGGGCCCGGUGCGCCCCAGGAAUGCCCUGCCGGCGUCAGCCUGGUGAUGGACGGCUGCGGCUGCUGUAGGGUGUGUGCCAAGCAGCUGGGCGAGCUGUGCACCGAAAGGGACCCCUGCGACCCCCACAAGGGCCUCUUCUGCGACUUUGGCUCCCCUGCCAACCGCAAGAUAGGAGUGUGCACCGCUCGAGACGGUGCUCCCUGCGUGUUCGGAGGCAUGGUGUACCGGAGCGGGGAGACUUUCCAGAGCAGCUGCAAGUACCAGUGCACCUGCCUGGAUGGGGCGGUGGGCUGCGUGCCCCUCUGCAGCAUGGACGUGCGGCUGCCCAGCCCCGACUGCCCCUUCCCCCGGAGGGUGAAGCUCCCUGGCAAGUGCUGUGAGGAAUGGGUGUGCGACGAGCCCAAGGAACAGACCAUGGUCGGACCCGCGCUAGCUGCCUACAAGCUGGAAGACUCCUAUGGCCCGGACCCAACUAUGAUCCGUGCCAACUGUCUGGUUCAGACCACCGAGUGGAGCGCGUGCUCCAAAACCUGCGGGAUGGGCAUCUCCACCAGAGUCACCAAUGACAACGCCUUCUGCAGACUAGAGAAGCAGAGCAGACUUUGCAUGGUCAGACCUUGUGAAGUAGACCUGGAGGAGAACAUUAAGAAAGGCAAGAAGUGCAUCCGAACACCCAAGAUCUCCAAGCCCGUUAAGUUCGAGCUGUCUGGCUGCACCAGUGUCAAGUCCUACAAGGCUAAGUUCUGCGGGGUCUGCACCGAUGGUCGCUGUUGCACUCCUCAUAGAACGGCCACCCUCCCCGUGGAGUUCAAAUGCCCUGACGGCGAAGUGAUGAAGAAAAAGAUGAUGUUCAUUAAGACCUGCGCCUGCCAUUACAACUGCCCCGGAGACAAUGACAUCUUCGAGUCUCUUUACUACAGGAAGAUGUACGGAGACAUGGCCUGAAGCCAGCCUGCGACAGACACUUAUUACCAGACUGCCAACUUGAACUGAUUCACAUCUCAUUUUUUUUUUUUUUUGUAAACAUGAUUUCAGUAGCACAAGUUAUUUAAAUCUGUUUUCCCCUAUCAAGAGGAGGGGGAAAAAAAAGACCCACAGAAUUUAACCUGUGGUUCCAUGUGAUAUUCAGAUAGAAAUUGUCUACCGACCCCAGACGUUGGUUUGAAGAAGAAAGCAAGACUUGACAGUGAGACUUGACCAGUGCACAGCUUCAGAAGCCGUGCUGGGGCGAUGCUUAGGGGAUGUUAGAGAGUGGAUAUGGGAAAGCUGACACUAUCAAGGGGUUGUUCCCUUGAAGUGAUAGCCUAUGUUCCACCUGACUGUGCAAUUGAGGAGACCCUUAUUAGACUCUCUGAAUUGGCUUUAGUUGGGAUGGGCUAUUUCAACCAUCAGAGUGAUAAGGAAGGUGUUUGUGAGCUUUGACCCUCUGAUUCCUGAAGGAUCAGAAUCGUGUCUAUUUGACUGGACAGCUUGGGGCAAGUUCAUUUUGCCUGAAACAAGCCAGAUUUUUAUUAAUAUUGUAAAUACUGUAUAUAUAUUUGUACAGUUAUCUAAAUUAAUUUAAAGUUGUUUUGUGCCUUUUGGGUUAAUGCUUUGAUAUUUUUCAAUGUUAGCCUCCUUUUUUGGUUUUUUUUUUUUUUUUUUUUGAACACGAUAGGUAGAAUGCAAGCCUUGUCUGACAACACAUUCAAAGCAUGAAAUAGAUAUUCCCAUGGAAAUCGGUUCAAAGGGAGUGACAGUGAACCAAGACAGUGAUUGUUUGCUAAGGGUGAGGCAAUGGAAUCCAGAGAGAAAAAGAGAGCCCCAUGUGGGUCGGAAAUGUGGGAGCCUUGCAUAGAACAAACAAAAGGCCUUCAGGUUAAGCAGAUGACUCUCUCCUAGUUGACCGAGCAUUCCAAGCAGGAGCAUUUGUUUCCUUCUUUGACCAGGACUGUUUCUAAACAGUUUGUUAUUUGUUGAAGUGUGACCAAAAGUUACAUGUUUGCACCUUUAUAGUUGGAAAUAAAGUAUUAUAUUUUUGGUA